UUCCUUUCUUUUGAUGAAGAUCCAUGUAUGUCUUUUUAAUUCUACCAAACAGAGGUCAUUCCGUCAUUAACCCCUGAAAUUAUGAGUCCUUCAUGAUUUCCAAUUUCACAACCUAGAACUUCUCCAACACAAACCUACACUUUUCACCAUACAACGUAGGAAAUCCAUGGCAUCAAAGAUUCCCCAGUUACAGUCAAAGAUGAACGAAGUCUCGCAAGUAGUGGCAAAAAAUGGAGCUUCCUACUACAAGUUAUUGAUGGAGCAGAACAAACACUACAUCCAACAUCCACCCACCGUUGAAAAAUGCCAAUCAUUGGCCAAACAGUUGUUUUAUACUCGCCUUGCCAGCAUUCCUCUUCGUUACAAUUCAUUCUGGAAGGAAUUGGAUCAUGCAAAGAACAUGGUGAAUAACUGGAAGGACCUAAACAGGGAGAAUGUCGGUUUUGCUGCUUUGUUCGGACUAGAAUGUUUUGCAUGGUUUUGGGGAGGUGAGAUCGUUGGCCGAGGAUUUACAUUCACUGGCUACCAUGUUUAAAUAGAACUACACUGUUAGAGCCAUUAGCUUCAUUCUUGAAAACAGCAUAGCAUAAGGCUUCGGUCCAGUUUUACACGUUAUGUUUUUUAUUCUGAUAAUUUGAUGUAUGAAAUUAACAAAUUCCGGUCAACAUGGCAAGCAUAAUAAUUUGUGAAAUCCGUGGUGGAGAUUUAUGUUUCUUCAAAGCUAAUUAAAUUAUGAACAAAUCUCUUUUACUUGUUGCUAUCUGUGUGCACAUUGAACAUUUGAAGAAGCUU
Vigna angularis (adzuki bean) is the source of this 792-nucleotide messenger RNA. RefSeq lists its product as uncharacterized. The transcript is spliced from 3 exons. The coding region runs from base 167 to 535 and encodes 122 amino acids. Lineage: Eukaryota; Viridiplantae; Streptophyta; Magnoliopsida; Fabales; Fabaceae. Gene Ontology annotation, molecular function: proton transmembrane transporter activity. Gene Ontology annotation, biological process: proton motive force-driven ATP synthesis. The record is from RefSeq and is a predicted model, not a curated record.